GAAUUGUGCAAGUCCAACCUCAGAGCCAAGUAUUUUCCAGAUAUCCACGCUAUCAUGAGCCGACCAAUCCCGACGCCCAUCAUGUCUCAACAUAUAUCAAUCACCUCUGCCCGGCCUGCUUUGCAUCAAAUCCUAAUUAUACGCGACCCACACAGCAAUAGGAAAGAUCCAUGGCAACCUGAAAAUAGCCACACCAGAAUCCACUGCUAG
Messenger RNA from Bipolaris victoriae FI3, 210 nucleotides. RefSeq lists its product as hypothetical. Lineage: Eukaryota; Fungi; Ascomycota; Dothideomycetes; Pleosporales; Pleosporaceae. The annotation marks the transcript as partial. The record is from RefSeq and is a predicted model, not a curated record. The transcript has a single exon.